Molecule: messenger RNA, 9411 nt
Organism: Anarrhichthys ocellatus (wolf-eel)
Lineage: Eukaryota; Metazoa; Chordata; Actinopteri; Perciformes; Anarhichadidae
Product: protein TANC1-like
Exons: 29
Coding region: 110-5818 (1902 amino acids)
Molecular function (GO): protein binding
Source: RefSeq, a predicted model, not a curated record
CGCGAGUUUAAAUGGUCUUCCAUCCGCUCCGUGCGGAUUUACGAGAAGACAUGCAGGCAUCAAAGAAGACCUAAGAGCAGGCAGUAGACAGUGAAGCAACAGCCCAGCUAUGUUCAGAGCAGUGUUUGGAAACAAGAGAGAGGGAGGAGGAAAACGAGGAGAGAAAACUAAACAGAGACACCCAGGUAGUGAGGUGUACGCUCACAGCGCCUUGCAGAGGGGUAGUGGCGGCCGUGCCGCAUGCCUCCAGGACCACGACAGCGGCUACACUGAAAGGCGAGGGAAACUGAGGAGGCUGACCAAAGGCGCGUCCAUUUCUCUGCCCUCCUCCCCUCUUCUGCCUCGCCAGGCCGAUAUAGUUCCCUCCCAGUCGUGCAUCAAGUUUACAGGACGGGUAAGGGAGCUGGAGGAUGUGUAUGGCUUUCCCAACGCGAGAGAACCUCUCGUCUUUGCCUCGUGCCGUGGCAGGACAGACUGCAGAGACCUCCACGUGGAGCCUCAGCCGGGCUCCUCCCUUUCUACCCAGGAACUGAUGACCAGACUAUGCUUUUUAUUGGGAGAAGCAACGCCUGGCACUGCUAGCUCUCCAAUGGAGGACAGGAGGGAAAAGAAGUGUGAUACCUCUGCCCAGGGGGAGAGUCCCAGCUCCACUCUCACCUGCAGCACUGCCUCCCCCUGUUCAGAGAGCCCCUCCUCCACCCUGAGCACCAGUGUUGGAGGCCAGCCUUUGCCCCAGCCGUUGCCCAUAACUUCACCCCACUGCAGCUCCAGCACCAGCCCCAGUGGAACCCUCUCCGACACGGUACCCAGCUCUGCCCCUUGUCCGGCUCCUGGACCCAUCAGUCCCGGGCCUCCUUCUCAAAGCCCCACCUCCACCCUGGGGAGCAAGGACAGUGGAAUCAUAGCAACCACCACUAGCUCUUCUGAGAAUGAGGAGCGCAGCGCCUCCAGUGAGGUUCUGACUAAGGAUGAAGGCCCGGGGGGCGGUGCUGGUGUAAUGGGCUAUGCAGGUGGGGACCGCCAACCCGGACCAACCAGGGACACUCUGACCACCCAACCAGAUGAGGCCUUACCUAGAACUGACAUCAUGGAGCCCAGGACUCCACCAGCACCGAAAAGACCCCUCCCACUGCACCACAUACACAUCACUUCCUCCCUUGCGAUGCCCCGUCCCAAUUCAGUGGCAGCAACCAGCUCCACUCGAUUGGAGGAUUUGAGUUAUCUGGACAACCAAAGGGCUGCUGGACACAGGAGCUCCGUCCGCAAACACAACACCGCUGGACGCACAAGUGAUGACUCCAAAGGGAGAUUUGUGCCAUUCAAGCAAGCUGACAUCAUGCUUAAACCGCUGCUGUUUGAAGUCCCCGGCAUCACCGCAGAGACACCUUUUGUCGGCCGGGAUUGGCUCUUCACGCGUCUGGAGGAGGUCCUUAGAAAAACAAGCAGCUGCGACGGCCGCGGUGCUGUGAUUGUGGGUAACGCAGGAUCCGGCAAGACUGCUGUCAUGUGGCGGCUGCUGACACUCAGCUGUCAUGGCAUGCGCACGCCACAGGGAGGUCACAGCAUCCCUCGCAGCCCCAGCUCCUCCCCUAAAUGUGGGGAUAAGCAGGGAAAAGCAGCUUCCAAACAGCCUGCUGACUCCCAGCCCAACCAGAAUGCUGCUGCAGGAACAAGCGAUGGUACAGCACAGAGGAAGGAGGCUGUCAGAUGCCUAGCUGCCAAGGUGGUAGCCUACCAUUUCUGUCAGGCUGACAAUACCUACACCUGCCUGGUGCCAGAGUUUGUGCACAGUGUUGCCGCCCUGUUGGCCAGAGCGCCACAGCUCGCCCCGUACAGGGAGCUGCUGGUACAAGAGCCUCAGCUACAAAACACACUCAGCCUGCGAUCCUGCGUUCAAGACCCCAUCGCUGCCUUCCGAAAGGGUAUCCUGGAGCCCAUAGCCAGCCUGCGCAAGGAACGAAGGCUACCUGAAGAAGACUACAUCAUAUUGGUUGACAGUCUUAAUGAGGCAGAAUUCCAUAAACCAGACUAUGGGGACACCAUCGCCACUUUCAUCACCAAAAUAAUCUCCAAAUUUCCUCUCUGGCUGAAGUUGGUGGUCACAGUCAGGACGGGCCUGGUGGAAAUCACGACACUCCUUCCCUUCUCUGGCAUCUCUCUGGACAUCCUGCCAGACAGCAGCGAUCUUGGAGCCGACCUGAGUGACUACAUCCAUCACCGGGUCAGCAGCAGCAGCCAGGUCGCCGCCAACGUCACCACGCCGACAGGCUCGGCCCCUGAUCAGCUGCUUCUCAGCAAGUUCAGCAGCCAUCUGUCAACACGGAGCCAUGGCUCCAUCCUCUACCUUCAGCUGACCCUGGAUCUGUUCCACAAGGGGCACCUGGCUCUGAAAGGAGGAAACUACCUGGUGGUGCCUGUGUCCCUGUCAGAGGUGUACCUGCUGAUGUGUCGCGUGAGUCUUCCGGAUAAAGAGGCCUUUGAACGGGUGCUUCCGGUGCUCAAUGUGGCACUGGCGUCUCUGCACCCACUGACUGAUGAACAAAUGUUCAGGGCGCUGAAUGCAGGCAGUGUGAGGGGGGAGCUGGAGUGGAAGGACUUCCUGCUGAGAUUAGACAGCCUGGCUGGAUUCAUGGUGAGACGCAGGGAUGGCACACGGAUGCUGUGUCAUCCCUCCUUCAGAGAGUGGCUGGUUUGGAGAGCAGAUGGAGAGAGCAGUGACUUUAUCUGUGAGCCAAGGAGUGGCCACGCUCUCCUGGCCUUCAUGUUCUCCAGACAGGAGGGCAAGUUGAACCGGCAGCAGACUAUGGAACUGGGACACCACAUCCUCAAGGCUCACAUAUUCAAGGGUCUGAGUAAGAAGACAGGUGUGUCCUCCAGCGUUCUUCAGGCAAUGUGGGUGAACUGCAGCACAGACAGUCUGUCCGCUGCACUGGCCUCCUUGAGGAACCUAUACACGCCUAACAUCAAGGUAAGUCGUCUGUUGAUGCUGGGUGGAGCUAGUGUGACCUGGUGUACAGAGGUGGUAGGACAUGCCCCCAUUCUGGCCGUCCACGCACACUUGGGGCAUGUGGAGAUGGUAGCCCUGCUGCUAGAAAUGGGUUCACCCGUAGAUAGGACCACUGACAGCGGCAUGACGCCCCUCUGUCUGGCCGCCGCCGCAGGACACAUCGACAUCGUCAGCCUGCUCUGCAAGAAAGGGGCCAAGGUGGGCCAUGCUGAUAAGAGUAGCCAGUGUGCGCUGGUCCAUGCUGCUCUGAAAGGCCAUGCUGAAAUCAUCAACAUCUUGCUGGGCCAAGAUUGGGGAGCAGAGAUCCCCACUGACCCACAGCAGCACCACAGCAAUGAGACUGUGACUGGGAAAGCACAGGCAGCACAGCAGGCACUUACAGCCACAGCUAGUGUGGGACACACACAGGUGGUGAAGAGCUUGCUGGACUUGAAAGAUGAACAGCUGGCAGUGCAGAUGGACGCUCACGACUCUCUCUGGGGAGAAACGGUGCUGAGCGCGGCAGCAGGAAGAGGGAGGACGGAGGUGUGCGCGUUCCUGCUGGAGCGGGGGGCAGGGCUGGAGAUACCCAACCGCAGGGGGAUGGCCCCGCUGCUUACUGCCACCAAGCACGGGCACACACAGAUCGUAGAGUUGCUGCUGAAGCAAGACGCAGAUAUCAACGUCAGUGAGAAGCAGGGUCGCACUGCACUGAUGCUGGCAGCCUCCGAGGGCCACGUGAGCACUGUUGAACUCCUGCUGACAAAGGGUGCCUCUCUGUCCUCUGCUGAUCAGGAGGGGCUGACUGCACUUAGCUGGGCUUGUCUGAAGGGCCAGAAAGAUGUGGUGCAGCUUCUGGCAGAGGCCGGCGCAGACCUGAACCAACCGGACAGACAGGGAAGGACUCCUCUUGACCUCGCUGCCCUCGCUGGGGAUGCAGAUACAGUGCAUUGCCUGGUGGAACUUGGAGCGGUGCUGGAGAGAGGCGACAACAACAGUACCAGAGGUUCAGACCGGCCGACUGGCUGCCAGAACCCGGCUCUGGUGGCCUCGCUGCUUAAGAAAGGAUCCAAGAUGGGCUACAAAACGGCUCCGCACGAUCGAUCAGGUCACGCUACGUGGGCUAUGGCUUCUUCCAAACCAGACAUUCUCCUCAUCCUGCUGCAGAAGCUGAUGGAGGAGGGGAACAUGCUUUACAAGAAGGGACGAAUGAAGGAGGCAGGCCAGCGUUAUCAGUAUGCCCUGAGGAAGCUACCGCGUGAGGGGCAAGGAGAGGAGCUGAAAGGGUUCAAAGACCUGCGGGUCUCCCUCUAUCUAAACCUUUCCCGCUGCCGCAGGAAAUCCAAUGAUUUUGGGAUAGCUGAGGAGUUUGCAACAAAAGCCCUGGAACUCAAACCCAGGUCUUAUGAAGCCUUUUAUGCCCGAGCACGUGCCAAGAGGAGUAGCAGGCAGUUUGCUGCAGCACUGGCAGACCUCCACGAAGCAGCACGACUCUCCCCGUCCAACCGGGAGAUCCGGCGCCUGCUGGUUCGGGUAGAGGAGGAAUGCAAACAUCAUCAGAAGGCAUCCAGCAACAACAUGGCACAGGGUUACAACAGGGACCCCCACUCCCACCACCAUCAGGCCACAGAGGAGGAGGCAGACAGCUAUUCACAGGGAAGUCUAGAGAGACAAGUCCCCGCGGAGCAGACCGAUGCAGAGAAGGAGGAGGAAGAGGGAGAGGAAGCGAGCCUGCAGUGUGGGAAAAGUCCAGAAUUUUGGCCCAUGAAUCCGUACGCUCCAAACAGGACUCUCCCUGGAGGUGCGGCCUUUGUCUUAGCAGACCAAUGUUACCCUCAAGAGGAAUAUGUGCAGAACCAACUUUUUGUGGACUUGCCCGAGCCUGUUCCUGCGAUCAACAGGCAGACCCAGAACCAGGGACUCAGCAGGACUCAUCAGCACUGCCACUCCCUCCAGUCAGGGAGCAGAGUUGGGGGCAGGCCUCUCUCUCUGUGCGGCCCCUCCAGCCCUCUGCCCGGCAGACAUAUCUCCACCUCCCUGAGGCCUGCACCGCUGCUUGGUAUUGACAUCGGCCAUGGAUUAGCCAACGAACACUCUGGACACAGUCCCACUGAGCUCUAUCACCCCAUGUCCCCCAACACCUCCUCCCCACCUGGGCCUCUCCACAUGUACCAACCACGCUCCUCCAGCUUCUCCAGGGGCUCUGACAGACUCUCCACCCACUCUGUGGCUCUGGAUGGCCUGGCUCUCGCUCUGGGCUCUGGUAUGGAGGUCAGAAGGGAGGGCGGUGGAGGAGGAGGGACAGCGGGCUCAAGGGGCUCCAGCUCCAGUCAGGCCUCCAGCGGGAACCUGUCGGACGGCGGCAGGCAGCAGGUGUCGGACGGCGGCAGGCAGCAGGUGCCGGACGCCCCGUGCCCCAUCAAGAGCAGCGGUAGCUUCAAGACAAAGCCGGAGCUAAAGCCCCGGCCUUUCAUGGGAGUGAUGGACAAAUCGGUGCGAGUCCAAGGCCAGCAGACCUCUGGCCUGAGCCGACAGGGGCAGGGAGGGGGGCUGGAGAGUUUCAGUAUGUCAGUAAUGGAGUUUCAGGGGUUGAACAAUGAGUUCAAACGCGCUUCAUUCCAGGAGCAGCUCUCUGGAGGUCAGGCAAACAGCCAGCAGCAAGCUCGGGAGUUUGGAGAGCGGCUCCACCAGCGAGAGGCCAGAGGCACGGCGUCCUCCCAGCUACGCUUCCCAGACGGGCGGCACAGACAGGCGAGCUUAACGAGAGACAACCCUGCUCUGCAUAUGGCUCCCAUCAAGCCCAAGCGCUCGUUUAUAGAGUCCAACGUCUGAUUAUCAAAGCACAGACACAGGCUGUUUUCAACAAACCACGUCCCAAAUAAGGUAGCAAGGGAGACUGCUUUGAGAACAGCUCCCUUCCCUGAGCCUGUUUUGUAGAGUUAUGCUGCUGCACUGCAUUUACAAUCUAGAACCAGUGUUCAACUCAGGCUACUAUGCUUCUGCUUACGUGUCUACAGCUACACUAGUGUAUUCAAGAAAAACCAGACAUACCUUAAGUAGGGAUUUAAAAAAAAAGUAAUAUAUUGUCUCAACUUUGAAUUUAUUAUAACAAAUAUAAAAGUCAGAGAAAGCUUUGUGCACGGAAAAAAAAAAAUAUAUAUAUAUAUAUAAAAAAAAAAAAUUCAAAACUCAUGCUAUUAGUUGCUGGAUAUGACCAUUUCUAUCAUCAAGUGUCUUUUAAAAAACAUUUAUAUUUGUACGGUCUACACUAUAUUUGCAGAUUAUAUAUUUCCCUGUAGGUGGUUAUCUGUCAGCAUUACAGGCUUCAAAAGAAACUGCUUUGUGUGCUUGAGAUUCUUUUUCUUGGUACAUUUGAUAUAAAAAAGGAGCUGGACAGUUGUUCUUGUCAUAAUUUAAUAUUGAAUUGAUUGCUUCAAGAUUCACAGUAUGUUAUUUAUUUUUGCAUAGCAGAGAGCAUAUUCAUAAAACGUGUUUAUUGGUUUAUUGGGAUACAGAGAGAGAGAGAGAGAGAGAGAGAGCAUUUACACGUGCAACAAUCGAGGAAAGAAAUUCUUAAGAGACUUUGUACACCGCUGUAUGUCCAUAGUUGUCAUAUGCCCUUUUUAGAGUCAUCUAUGGAUUACAAAAUGUUACCACAUUAUUAUUGUGGUCAAAUAAAGUAUCAAUGGAGGACUACAUUUCUACAUCUACUUUUUUCACAGUGUGAUCCAUAAAAUGUUGCCUACGCUUCAGAGUGUGUACGGAUGGAUAAAAGGUUUCUUGUACAACCUAACUCAUCUAAACAGACAAUUAAUCACGCCGUCAAAAUAAACCGCUUGGAUAAAAAUGUGGACGUUGCAAAUUCUCAGUAUGGCGGAAAUAUCUUCAUUGAUGUCAUUCAUUUCAUUAAAUGCUGAAUGUUAGCUUGCAAAGGAGAGUUAAACGCUAAACUACUUUGGCCACGCACCGGUCCCACAGGGCUUGUAACAAGCAAAGGUCCUGCAAUGACAGUCUAAGGAGCACAUAUAUGUAAUGCUUACCUGCAGUUAGUGCAAAUAGUGUUUUAAGUUAGGUAACCAACAUUACUCAUUUUUAAUUGGUGUUCCUGGACCAACUGCAAAUGAACACCUCAGUAUGUAGCUUUCAGCUCACAGCUCAUUGUUUUCUGGUUAUUCAAUCAAAGAAAGGUAACAAUUAAUAUAAGGCCUCCAAAUCAAUGUUUCUUUUGUGUCAUUUUAAAGCUAUAGAAAUAUCUUUGUAAAUACAUAUAUUUCUAAAUACAACAAAUUUUAAGAUAAACUAAUUUGCCUGUUUAAGGUAAGGCUUAUCAAGAUGUUAGACUUUGUUUUUAUUUAUCUUUUCAUAAAUCAGGAGCCUACAGUGUUUACCUUUUUGUUAUUAUGUGGUUUCUAUACAGAACUCCUGUUUUUAUAUUGAUUAACAAACCAGUAAACUGGUCAUUAUCAGCCAAGACAAACCACUCACCCUAAUAGCUGAUUGAUGGAGGCAUUGACAUAUCAUCACUUUUGAUAUAGUUGAUAAGUUGAUAUAAACUUAUUAACACAUCCAGACGUGCAUGUAGCCACCUGAUGAAUCUAAUAGUCACUCUCAUUUAGCUCUGAAAUAUCUGGCUCUCAAACUGACAAAACAAUGCUCUUCAGUUUCGCUGAACAUUAUGAGAGAGUGAACCGAAACAGUAAAUGUGCAGACCAGAAAGCAAAAAUUACCUUUAAACUUGCUGUAAAACUUUGUUAUUAUAAUCAUUAUGAUUAUAGCCGCUUUAAAGUAGCGUUCUUCAGGUGGCUUAAGGUAGCACUCCCCUGGGAUGCUCAUAUCGCUCUGUAUCCACUUCAUGAAACGUUAUGGCCAUUAAAACGUAAUAAACUGAAAGUACAUUUUGACUUGUUGCUACAAUUCUGCUCCCCAGUGGUUUGAAAUAGCAGCUUUACAAAUGAAUGCAAACAAAGACGCUGCCACAGUGGGCACAUGCCUCAUUUGGAACCAAAUCAUUUGCACCCAUCCCUGAAAUGCUGUGGUUUCUGUCUACUUUAGGGAAAUAUUUGGGGGCACUGUGGGUCAAAGGUCUUUUUAGAUGCUAGUGGUUGGUCUUCCAGCGGCCAAUAGCCAUCUUCAGGGUGCGAUUAGGGGUGAGCAGAGUCGUCAGUAAAGGGAGGUUGGUCAUGGGGCUGGAGCGGUUCUUAGUCUUGAUCCAGCUAUCGAUGGCCUCUCUCUCAUACGAGUAUCCAUCUGUUGGCAAAUGUCCACAGUUUAUUCAAAGCACACAAGCAAAUCGUUUCACAAUGAAGAAACACAUGAAGUUUGGAGUCUCACGAGUUGACUCUGUGGCGUCAUUACAUGUAAAUCGUAUUAAGUGGAAAAAGAUCUGAUCUUCACUUACCGGCAGCAAUGACUGGUUCCCUCAUCAGCUCUCUGGUGAUCGGACACAAGAACUCAUCAGGAAUGCCUGAACACACUGAAUCACUCUUCAGCUCCUCCACCUUCCUCAGGAGCUUACUGCGCAGGCCUACUGACUCUAUAUACACACACACACACACACACACACACACACACACAAGAAUAAAGAAAUGAGUCAGACGAGAAAACCGACCGGUCAAGACUGUGUGUGCUCUCAUUAAAAUAGAAACCACUGGAGCCUAAAGGGGAACAAACACUAACAUAAACAAUAAUAUCAAUAUCGAGGUUCUGAGCAUCUGUUGUUCUUGCGCUUAACACUUUUCACUCUUGGAUGGCAAAUGUGAGCGUGGGUGAGAGAGAACAUGGUGGGAGCGAAUCAUGUCUGCUGACUGUCUGUCCAAUUCAAAGUUGAACACUAAGCAGGGACUCAAGCGCAUUUUCAUUUGAAUGUUGUUGUUUCGGUAACACGGUGUUGCAGAACCCGACUGCCGGAGAAAUUAGAAACCUUUAUAUAAAAUUUUGAAAAGAAUGAUCUCAUAAAAUAAAAAAAAAAGUAGAACUGCAGCUGAACACAAAGCACUUUGUAGUCUCCCUGAUAAUCUGACUGGUACGCUUUGUUUCAUUUUGUUAUGCUGCCUCUUUAGAAGAAAAGCACAUUUAUUGAUUUCACUCCCACCUUUGAAAAAAUAUGCCUGUUUCUCCGUCUUUCAUUGCAGUCGAUAAAGAUGUUGCUACUCAAGGCUGUUCUCCGAGUUAGUUCUGCUAAGAAGGUGGGAUUCACGCAACGCUACUAGAAACAGAACAAUGUGAACACAAGCUGUCACAGCACUGGAGCUGUGUAAACUGAGGAGUGAUUGACAGUCACUGUGGGAUGGAAAUGACGGCAUGGAAAUACAACAAACAUUUGCUGACAACUACAUGACAAAUACUGGCCUGGCUGGUAGACUGGCAUCCACAGCAUAGCACUCCUACUCGAGGCUUGGGGCUCCAAAUCCCCCCCCCCCCCCCCC